GCCCCCCGGGCGCCGCGGGGGAUCAUGUCGACAGCCUCCGCCGCCUCGUCCUCCUCCUCGUCUUCUGCCAGUGAGAUGAUCGAAGCGCCCUCGCAGGUCCUCAACUUCGAAGAGAUCGACUACAAGGAGAUCGAGGUGGAAGAGGUUGUCGGAAGAGGAGCCUUUGGAGUAGUUUGCAAAGCUAAGUGGAGAGCAAAAGAUGUUGCUAUUAAACAGAUAGAAAGUGAAUCCGAGAGGAAGGCUUUCAUUGUGGAGCUCCGGCAGUUAUCACGUGUGAACCAUCCUAAUAUUGUAAAGUUGUAUGGAGCCUGCUUGAAUCCAGUAUGUCUUGUGAUGGAAUAUGCUGAAGGAGGCUCUUUGUACAAUGUGCUGCAUGGUGCUGAACCAUUGCCUUACUACACUGCUGCCCAUGCCAUGAGUUGGUGUUUACAGUGUUCCCAAGGAGUGGCUUAUCUGCACAGCAUGCAGCCCAAAGCACUAAUUCACAGGGACCUCAAGCCUCCAAACUUGCUGCUGGUUGCAGGAGGGACAGUUCUGAAAAUCUGUGAUUUUGGUACAGCUUGUGACAUCCAGACACACAUGACCAAUAAUAAAGGGAGUGCUGCUUGGAUGGCACCUGAAGUUUUUGAAGGUAGCAAUUACAGUGAAAAGUGUGAUGUCUUCAGCUGGGGUAUUAUUCUUUGGGAAGUGAUAACACGCCGGAAACCCUUUGAUGAGAUUGGUGGCCCAGCUUUCCGAAUCAUGUGGGCUGUUCAUAACGGUACUCGACCACCACUGAUCAAAAAUUUACCUAAGCCCAUUGAGAGUUUGAUGACCCGCUGUUGGUCUAAGGACCCUUCUCAGCGCCCUUCAAUGGAGGAGAUUGUGAAAAUAAUGACUCACUUGAUGCGGUACUUUCCAGGAGCGGACGAGCCAUUACAGUAUCCUUGUCAGUACUCUGAUGAAGGGCAGAGCAACUCAGCCACCAGCACAGGCUCAUUCAUGGACAUCGCUUCUACAAAUACCAGUAAUAAAAGUGACACUAAUAUGGAACAAGUCCCUGCCACAAAUGAUACUAUUAAACGCUUAGAGUCAAAACUGUUGAAAAAUCAGGCGAAGCAACAGAGUGAAUCCGGACGGCUGAGCUUGGGAGCCUCUCGUGGAAGCAGUGUGGAGAGCUUGCCCCCGACUUCCGAGGGCAAGAGGAUGAGUGCUGACAUGUCUGAGAUAGAAGCGAGGAUCAUUGCGACUGCAGCCUAUUCCAAGCCUAAACGGGGCCACCGUAAAACCGCUUCAUUUGGCAACAUUCUGGAUGUCCCUGAGAUCGUCAUAUCAGGCAACGGGCAACCAAGGCGUAGAUCCAUCCAAGACUUGACUGUUACUGGGACAGAACCUGGUCAGGUGAGCAGUAGGUCGUCCAGUCCUAGUGUCAGAAUGAUCACUACCUCAGGACCAACCUCAGAGAAGCCAGCUCGCAGUCAUCCAUGGACCCCCGAUGACUCCACAGAUACCAAUGGCUCAGAUAACUCCAUCCCAAUGGCGUAUCUUACACUGGAUCACCAGCUACAGCCUCUAGCACCAUGCCCAAAUUCCAAAGAAUCCAUGGCAGUGUUUGAACAACACUGUAAAAUGGCACAGGAGUAUAUGAAAGUUCAAACGGAAAUUGCGUUGUUACUACAGAGAAAGCAAGAACUAGUUGCAGAAUUGGACCAGGAUGAAAAGGACCAGCAAAAUACAUCUCGUCUGGUACAGGAACAUAAAAAGCUUUUAGAUGAAAACAAAAGCCUUUCUACUUAUUACCAGCAAUGCAAAAAACAACUAGAGGUCAUCAGAAGCCAACAGCAGAAGCGACAAGGCACUUCAUGACUCUCUGGGACCGUCACAUUUUAAAAUAUGCAAAGACCUUUUUUAAGAAAAGACAAACCAUUAUGACAAUUCAUGAGUGUUAGCUUUUUGGCGUGUUCUGAAUGCCAAAUGCCUAUAUUUGCUGCAUUUGUAUGUCAUUUAUUUUUUUUCUUAUGGUGGAUAUACAGUCCACUGUCUUGUUACGUAAGAUGAUAGCACCUGUGGCUUGGAAAGGCAAGAGUUCUCAAUUUCAGAGAACAUGCAGUAAACUUGGCUGUAUAUGCAUGCUCCUGGUGUGAGCUAGCUGACAGGGGGGUAUCACACUAGCUACUGUGUGCAAGCAUCGUCCUUUUUUCUGUAGUAAAAGGUGGAACCUCAAGGAUGUUCUUCUUAGAGCUCAUCUCAAAAGUCUGCUAUUUUCCAAAAGCUGGUGUGCACCAAUGUAAAGACAGGGUAUUAUAAAUAACUGGUGGUACAUUACGGAAGUACAGAACGUUUAAGCUGAGUUCAAAGACAGGGUUUUGUGCCAACACAUCCUGGAGCAAUAUUAAACAUAGUUCCAUCUGUUAAUAUUAAAGGUAAGUGGUGGCAGCUGUGUUUAAUGAAAGCAAGUUUAGUGAUUUUCUUUAGGCUAAACAUCGUUUAUGAGAUACUGAAUAUGUGCUCUUUUGUAUGCCCUAAGGAUUUUCAGUUCUGUGUAGAAACAGAAGCUUUUCUGACUUUUAAUAUUAGUAUCAGAUGAAAUUGAAAGAACAUGGUCUAGCUUAAAUGAUCCUUACAACAAUUAUUGAAUCGUGUUAUGGUAUAUUCGAAGAAAAUUGAAAAAUAAUGGAAACAUAAAUGAUUGGCCCAGCCAAAAAGGCAUGUCUGCUUAUGAUAGCAAAUAAGCAGACCAAUCAGGAGACCUGAGGAAGGAAGAUGAAGUGAAAACCCACUUUCCGUAGAUAUUUGGAGGAUUGAUUUCUCUGAAGUCCGAUCUGGAAUGACUGCUACCUUCCCAUACUUUUAAGAGAAUUUCAGCACUUACAAAGAAAAUAUUUAUAUUGUUAACAUUAAGUUUACUACCAACCUUCAAAAUAACUUAAAGGUAAAUAAUAAAAUGCCAUUGAAAAAAAAAUUCCCUAAGCUCUAUUUUUUCAGUCCAUGUUACUACAUUUUGAUACCAGUUUGAGAAUGUCUUUUAACUAAGGCUGCCGUCAGUCUUGCUUUUAUAGUGUUCAUGUUUGUAAAGAGAACACUUUGGAACUGAAAGCAUGAUUGCUGUGGUCCUUAGACAUCUAUCAUGUUCCUGCUCUGUUUCAGAGGAGCACAAGAAGCUAUCAAAAUUGUUCUUUAAAAUGCUGAAGCAGGUAACUUUUCUUCCAUUAUUUUUUCCUCUCUGAGUUUUAUAAUGAAUCCCUUCUGUAUACAAAUAAAGGUAUAGGGCAAUUUAUAGUAACAUGUGCCUUCCUCCUGGGAGCUAAGUGUCUUCUUUCACUUAAGUAAAGGUUAUCGGUCCCAAAUUCUAUCAGGUGAAAUUAAUUUAAGCCCAGCAUUAAUAGUUGAAAUAAAAAUGACAGAGAAAAUGAGAUAGCUGUAGACUGAGAUGCCAAAGACCAGAGUCUCCCUGACACUGCACCCCAGGGGUGUGGUCUCUUUUAGGCAGCAUGUCAAAAGUAUCUCGAAAUAUGAGUGCUGAGUUUGACUUUCCAUUAGAUUUCAUGUUACAUGGUUAUAAUCUCAGUUCUAACCAGAAAUUUAUUUUGCAAGGUCAUCCUAGAACUAAAAGGAUAUUUUAUCUGCAUCAUCGUAAGCAGUCACUUGAUAAAAGUAUCCAAACAGGUAAAUGGAAGAAAAUACUAAAUU
Messenger RNA from Peromyscus eremicus (cactus mouse), 3669 nucleotides. RefSeq names its product mitogen-activated protein kinase kinase kinase 7 (gene Map3k7). Bases 25 to 1845 code for a protein of 606 amino acids. NCBI's taxonomy places the organism in Eukaryota, Metazoa, Chordata, Mammalia, Rodentia, Cricetidae. The record is from RefSeq and is a predicted model, not a curated record. The transcript is spliced from 17 exons. Gene Ontology annotation, biological process: JNK cascade; protein phosphorylation; positive regulation of canonical NF-kappaB signal transduction. Gene Ontology annotation, molecular function: magnesium ion binding; ATP binding; MAP kinase kinase kinase activity.